Messenger RNA from Dryobates pubescens (Downy woodpecker), 2561 nucleotides. It is a transcript of the gene ATG4C, whose product is annotated as autophagy related 4C cysteine peptidase. Gene Ontology annotation, molecular function: protein-phosphatidylethanolamide deconjugating activity. The transcript is spliced from 11 exons. The record is from RefSeq and is a predicted model, not a curated record. NCBI's taxonomy places the organism in Eukaryota, Metazoa, Chordata, Aves, Piciformes, Picidae. Bases 186 to 1565 code for a protein of 459 amino acids.
GACCUCAGCCGCCUUCCGGCUGCGAGCGGCGGGCUCGCAGCGGUUCUUCCUUGGCGAGGGCCGCGGCGAUAGCGCGGCCGGGAAAGCGUUAACGGCCCGUCGCCCCGCAGCGGCGGCGGAUCCGUGAGGGUAGCAGAAUUGAACAUCUCACAAGACAGCGAUGGCUUUUUCUCUAGAAUUUGAAUAUGGAGGCCACAGGGACAGAUGAAGUAGAAAAGAUAAAAUCAAAGUUUAUGUCUGCAUGGAACAACAUGAAAUACAGUUGGGUGUUGAAAACCAAAACUUACUUCAGUAGAAACUCUCCAGUCUUUCUGCUGGGAAAGUGUUACCACUUCAAAACUGAUGAAUCUGGUGAACUCUCUGCAGAUGGAUCCAACUUUGAUAAAAUCACCACAGAGAUUUCAGGAAACGUUGAGGAGUUCCGGAAGGAUUUUAUUUCUCGAAUAUGGUUGACUUACAGAGAGGAAUUUCCUCAGAUCAAGGGAUCUGCCUUAACUACGGACUGUGGUUGGGGCUGCACGCUGAGAACUGGUCAAAUGCUGCUGGCUCAAGGUCUUAUGCUUCAUUUUCUUGGUAGAGCCUGGGUCUGGCCAGAUGCGUUGGACAUUGACAAUUCAGAUGCUGAAUCAUGGACAGCCCACACAGUGAAAAAGCUGACAGCAUCAUUUGAAGCAUCACUUACAGCAGAGAGAGAACCCAAGAUCCUGUCAAAUCACCACCGGCCAACAGUGAAGAGAAACCGUGAUGACAAUGAAAGGAGAAAUGAAGUUUAUCAUAGAAAAAUAAUUUCGUGGUUUGGCGACUCUCCACUGGCAGCUUUUGGCUUACAUCAGCUGAUAGAAUAUGGAAAGAAGUCUGGGAAAAUUGCAGGAGAUUGGUAUGGGCCUGCAGUUGUGGCACACAUUUUAAGAAAAGCUGUUGAAGAAGCAAGAGACCCUGAGCUGCAAGGAGUAACAGUCUAUGUUGCUCAGGAUUGCACAGUCUACAGUUCAGAUGUUAUUGACAGACAGUGUUCUUUCAUGGAUUCUGGAAAAGCAGACACAAAAGCUGUGAUUAUAUUAGUUCCUGUGAGACUCGGUGGAGAGAGAACAAACAUGGACUACUUAGAGUUUGUAAAGGGAAUUUUAAGCCUUGAGUAUUGUGUUGGUAUUAUCGGUGGCAGACCCAAGCAGUCGUAUUACUUUGCUGGAUUUCAAGAUGACAGUUUGAUUUACAUGGAUCCUCAUUACUGCCAAUCUUUUGUAGAUGUCAGCAUAAAGGAUUUCCCUCUUGAGUCAUUCCACUGUCCUUCUCCCAAAAAGAUGUCAUUCAAAAAAAUGGAUCCUAGCUGCACAAUAGGAUUUUAUUGUAGAACUGUGCAGGACUUUGAGAAGGCUUCUGAAGAAAUAACAAAGAUGCUGAAAUCUUCAUCUAAGGAGAAAUACCCCUUGUUUACUUUUGUGAAGGGUCAUUCUAGAGACUAUGACUUUGCUUCAAGUCCACUCCAUGAAGAACAUGACCUUUUCUCUGAGGAUGAAAAGAAAAGAUUAAAAAGAUUUAGUACAGAGGAGUUUGUCUUGCUUUAAGGACAUUUUAAGCAAGAUUAUUGGCAGCUGUCCAGGGGAACACUUGCCUUUUAAAAAACAGACAUCUAUGUCCUCCUCCCCCUACCCCAGAAGGCAAGCUUGUGCUGAGAUUGCUCUAUUUUCAUAACAAUGAUCAUGUUUUAUAUGUUAAUAGUCUUUAAAAUGGCAAUUAGAAAUAUACUUACUAAUGAUUUUUGGUCACUACUAAGGCCACGUUGUGCUAGUGAAGGUAGAAGACAUUGCUUCGAGCCAGGUGUGCUGCAGUGUGCCCAGAUCCUUCUUAGAAAGCUUGGCCAGUCCCUCAAGCUGAGCCUCUCAGUCCAGGACAAACCCUACAAGAUCCAUGUGGGUUUUAUGUCAUGGACUCUUAUCCAUAGGUUUUGAGACCACAUUAUUUCUGCUUGUAAACAAAACAUGAGUUGUGUGGUAAGGGUAGAACUCUCUGUCUUGCUCUGUAAGCCCAGGUCCUACUUAACACUGUGAUGGUGCCACACACAGCAGGAGAAAGGUAAGUUGGAUCCAUCAGGAGUAAUUGUCAAUUGCAAUACUGAUAGAAUGAUAUAGGCUGAAUUGUGAGUUAAGGUACUAUUUAGCAGUAUGAUUUUAUAAUGGUUUCUCAUUACGCUUGCUUUGGAGCCUUAAUAUGAGGAGCAAAGAUAAAAGAUUACCUUUCCCCGCAAUUUUUAAAGGUUAUACUAUUAACAUUAACUGCAACCAAUCAAAGCAGCUACAGACAAUUAUUAGAAGAGAGCAGUGUUUGUUUCCUGUUUCAACUAUGAUCAUGUUGAGGCUUCUCUCCUCUUAGUGCAGCUUUUGAUGGGGCAGCAGAUCUAACAAAUUCUGGGCUGUGAUUAUGUGUUUUUUCUCUUUGGGUUUUUUUGGCAAGGUUUUUUGGGGUGGGGUUUUUUGGGGGCUUUGUUGGUUGGUUAGUUAGUUUUCAUUUGUUUUGGUUUUGUUUUGAUCUGUGUUAUUACUGUACAGAUGAUUCCUUGAUGG